Molecule: messenger RNA, 3356 nt
Organism: Thermothielavioides terrestris NRRL 8126
Lineage: Eukaryota; Fungi; Ascomycota; Sordariomycetes; Sordariales; Chaetomiaceae
Exons: 3
Coding region: 208-2985 (925 amino acids)
Biological process (GO): positive regulation of autophagy; TORC1 signaling; negative regulation of TORC1 signaling
Cellular component (GO): GATOR1 complex
Source: RefSeq, a predicted model, not a curated record
CCGCAAGGGCCAGUCCUGCGUUUCGGCGUCGGAUGAUCGCCGGCCCCCGUCGCUUUUCUUCGGGCGUCUGCUCGCAACUACCGACCCCCGUGAACUCACCCGGGACCCACAACAGGACCUGCCGAUGGCCCGGCCGCCGCCCUGAAAACCGAAGGGCGACUCGAAUCGGAGUCGGAGUCCCCAAUUGCGCAUGCGCAUUCCGUGGCCAUGGCCGCCCCCGUCCUCCCAAACACGGACAACUUCCUGGGCGUCGCCCUCGUCAUCAACCGCUCCCGUGACGGGCCGCAGUUCGUGUUCCACUACCCGCCGUGCGUGCUGCCGGCGGAUCGCUCCAGAAGGACGACCGUCGGCAGUGACGAGCCCGACGAGGACGACGACAUCCUCUCGGGCGUCCCCUCGCGCGGCGCACGUUUGGAGACCGGCUCUUCGGCCGCGAGCGAGGCCGCCGAGCUGGCGCAGUGGAACUAUGACGACCACAUCAUCACCGAGAGCGGCACCCAGAUCGUCCCCUGGGAGCGCGUUGCUGGGUUCCCGACCAAGGAUCUGGAGAACAUCCUGACGCCAGCCCGCGCAUACCACAAGAGGCUGUUUCAGGUGUCGCUCGACCCCGUCCACUGCGUCUCCUAUCCCAUCUACGUGCCGGAGAACGGCGUGUGGCGUAAGAAGAAGAGCAAGAAACCUCGGAAUCAGCCGCCGCAGUCGCAGCAGCACCGGGAACCCGGGGUCGGGCCUGGGACCGGCGCCGCCAAGAAGGAUGACGACGAUGCCUUGCCAACCGACGCCGGCGCUUCAGCCAGGAGCGGCGGCGAGAAGGGCGCAAGCGACGCAGAAAAGAUCGAGGCGCGCGACAUGCUAAAGCCCCCGGUCAAGCCCGCCGACGAGACCGAGGACAAGAAAAGCUCCAUGACCAUGUUCAACCUGGUGUUCUUCCUCCACCCCAAGAAGCACGAGGUCAAGCCCCUCGUAGACAUAAUGUUUACCCACAUAAUCAAGAAGAUCAACAAGGCCUUCAAAUACUGCCAGCAGCGGAGUGACUUUGUCUGGAAGGAGUCGAAACGGAUCCUCGCCCUCAAAGACAAGGGUCGGGAGGACAAGAGGAAAAUGAGUUCCUUGUGGGAGGAGAUCCUGUCCACCUCAUCCCUGGCAGCGUCCAUGCAGGAUAUUUACGAGGCUGUCUCCCAAAACAAAAUUGCCGCCCUGCAGCUGGACACGGUCGAGGGCACCGUAACCCACUCUGUCCAGAUCCCCGUCCCAUUUCAUGUCUCGGACCUGCCGCAGGAAGGCGAAGAAAGUCAGCGCGGCCUCUGGCUGACCACAGUAAACUCGCUAAUGGGAGAGGAGGCGGCUGAGACGCCCGGCUUCCUGGACAAAAACUUUGCGCUUCUGCUCAUGAUGGACGAGAAGAGGAUCAUUGCGGAGUUGCAAAGCGAUCCGGACGAAACCACGCUCGCCAUGAUUGAGUUUGUGCGCCAUUGCAAGCCAACACUCUCCUUCUAUCAAGUCUGCCAGCAGUCCAGCAACGUGCUCACCCCAGCCCAGGUGCGCAAGUUUGCCCAGCACUUCAUCUUUUGGCGGCGCGCCAUCGCGAUCCCGCCUCUGCACGCCCGUGACACGUACAUUGUCAGCCCCAACUGCGACCUCCGCAAGCUCCCUCAGGCAUCCGCCGAGUGGGCGCGCCAGUUCCCCCUUUCGCCGGCUCUGCCAAACUUCCUCGCCGAGCUCAGUGUCGCCCCCCGGCCAUACAAGCUCCACUGCCCCAGCAAAGCCCACCGUCCGGUCUACAUGGCCAUGCUGGCCUGGCUGAUGCGCGGCGGCUGGGUCACACAACUGUGUACCUUUGCCUACGUCGUUGUCUGGCCCGAGAUCAUCUACGAGGUUGAGUACGAGCUUGAGGCCGAAGAGAUUGCCCGCGCAAAGCACGCCCAGAGCAUGGGCCAUGAACCGGGCAGUGUAGAAAGCGACGACGCGGCCACCGCCGCCCUCACUUCCUCGGUGCCGGCCGUACCAGCCCUUGGCGACGCGCCCGUCGCCGGCUUCUCGUCCCGCUUCCUCCCCUUACUCCACGACCCGUCCGACUCUGUCUCUUCCUCCACAGCCGCCCUCCGCGACCUCGCCCUCUCCCACUCCCACUCCUCGCUCAUCCCCGCCAGCGCCUCUACCCCGACAUCCCCAUUUCCCGCUCGAAUCAUCGGCGACAACAACAACGACAACCGCCACUCCCCAUCCCCGCCACCGCCAGCGCCGCCCUCUCACGACACCAAUACCAACCCGACCUCAGCCUCUCCGACCCCGACCCCCGCCGAACAGGCCGCCGAGAAGGCGCGGCUGGCCCGGCUCGCCGACAAGGCGGCACGGGAGCUGGCCGAGCGGGCAACGGCGCACGCGCGCAAGGCCGUGCCGCGGCAGACGGCGCACCCGAGCGUCAACCACGCGCGCCACCUGGAGGGCAUCACGCCGCACAUCAUCCUGGACGCCAAGCAGGCCACCGGCAAGGAGAGCCUGUACCUGAGCGCGAUCGGGCGGCGCUUCCGCGACCGCGUCGGCGGCGGCCGCCCGCACGGUUCCGGUUCCGGUUCGGGUUCUGGUCCGGGUCAGGCCCAGGCUCAGGUUCAGGCUCAUGGUCGGGAGAGGGAGAAGGACAGGGGUCCGGAGACCAGUCAGGGGCGCAGGGAUGGUACAGAUGGAAAGAGGGAACACCAUCCCUCCGGCGCCGGCGGAGGCGCCAGCGGAGGAGGAGGAAGAGGGGUGGCAAGAGGGGGUGGCCUCGGCGGUCCCCAUAGCGGAGGAGGGGCUGGAGGAACGGGGCUCCGCGACAGCGGCGACUGGGACGAGCGAGUUGCCAACGCCUGGCCGGUGUUUUGCAAAUACUUCAACGGGAGGACGGCGCUGGAGAGGAUCGCGCUGCAAGAGGACAUGAAGCGCAAGGACGUGUGGAACUUGCUGACGGCCAUGAGCGAGUACCUGCUUUGCGUUCGUCACUGGUAAGAUGGUGGAAGCAUAGGUAAAGCCAGGAUCUCGCGGGGACGAGAAGCCAGCUCUGUGAUACCAAAGGAUUAUCGUUGAGAUAUAUCUAAAAAGGCAGCGCCACGCAACAACAGACGGAAGGAGAUAGGAACGCAUGCGGGACGGCAGAUCUUCGUAAAAGCAUGUGGUAAAACAUGUGUAUUCGCCCAAGGGGUAUUAUCAUGCUACGCAGUGAAACAGGCCGUGGUCAGCCAGCAAGCCCAACACGCGCAGCAAUCGAUGCCAUCGCAACUACCUAACGACUGACGGAGGGGCUCGCCAACCAAAAAGAAGCCAGAGAUCAUGAAAGCCAAAAGCGCCCUGCCCACCCUAUCCACCUUGUUUCCAUGUGC